Molecule: messenger RNA, 6596 nt
Organism: Chilo suppressalis (striped riceborer)
Lineage: Eukaryota; Metazoa; Arthropoda; Insecta; Lepidoptera; Crambidae
Source: the annotation of a GenBank genome assembly
CAAAGAUGGCGGCGCGAUCAAUGAAGGUGGAUUGUGUAGUGAAGGAAUUCCUAGUGUAAAAAACUGAAAUGGUCGGAUUGUAUGUUGUUUUUGUGAGUGAUAUUAUACUUUAAUAGGCAAUGGGGAGGGGUCAGGAGUUGCUUGAUGCAGCCCGCAAUGGCGAUAAGAAAACUGUAGAGAAAAUACUCAAUCAAAUAACAAAAAGGAGUGGUCCUUUUACGAGUUUAAGAAGAGGCGCUGGCGUCAACGUCCAAGACGAUAAUGGGUACACACCACUCCAUCAUGCUUGUUUGAAUGGACACAAGGAAAUAGUCAGGUUACUCCUGUCCGUCGAUGCAUCACCGUGCGUGGUUGACAAGAAGGGUGCUACGCCACUCCACCUGGCAGCAUGGAAGGGCGACUCCAACGUGGUCGCCAUGCUACUGGCACACAAGAACCCGCCGGUCAACAUCGACCAGCUGACGUCGGACCACGAGACGGCUCUGCUCAUCGCCGCUCACUUCGGCUACGUGGACGUCGUGGCUCAGCUGAUGGCCAAGGGUGCUGAUGUCACCGUGAGAAACAUCAAGGACGAGAGCGCUCUGGAUCUCGCCGCACAGUUUGGGAGGUUGGAAACGGUGCAGCAUCUGCUGUGUGUGAUGCCUCAGCUGGUUGAGGGGUACAAACCGCAUAAGUGUAGGGGAAAAGUGUUCUCUUCAACCCCCCUCCACAGAGCCAGCAAGUACGGACGAAAGGAAGUGGUGUCAGUAUUACUUGCGGCCGGCGUAGACCCCAACGUUCGAACAUUCAACGGCACGCCGUUGCAUGAAGCAGCGUGCUUCGGCAAAGCGUCCGUAGUCCGCAUCCUACUGGCCAAUGGUGCUGAUCUUAAUGCAGUGGAUCGGAGAGGGAAGACUGUCCACCAUCUACUCGCUGACUACUCGGAAGAAGCCACCAGAAGGGUCCGAAGGGUUAUCAGAGAGUUUGAGAACCAUACACGUACCGCUUAUGAGAGCGAGGAAGACUUGCCUCCAUUCCCCGUACAAGACUGCAGUCCCACCGGCUAUCCGCCUGCCGGCCUUGUGAAAGCCCCAGAGACCCAAGAAAAUACUAACACGUAUAACUAUAGCUUAUCUCCAUCUUCUUCAUACCAGCUAACAAAAACCCCUUCUCAAAGUUUCGUUAAAAAGCUUGCUUCCAAAUGCUUGGGACUAAAAGCGAAGUUUAAUUCUGCUCCUAACAUAACUAAUAAUUUGGCCAAUGAGUCGGAAGUCGAUGUAAAGGCGAAACAUUUUGAACAAAAAACUACUACAAACACAUUGUUAAUUGGUAAUAGUAAGUUUUUCAAAAGACUCUCAAAGAAGGAGCAUUCUGGAGAAGUAAUUUGUAAUGAUGAAUUUGAUACAAUAUCUCUAGAUAGAAUUAGUACAUUACACAGAGAUUCUGUUGUUAAUAGGAGUAACCGCAGUUGUCCGGGAUUUAAAACAUCUCUGCCCAAUAUAUCUGAAAACAACGAACUUAGCGAUGAAUCUACAGCUGAGUCUAUAGUGAUUACAGAAAUUAACUGUGAUACAAGUUUUAAGAACACGAAUAUCUUGACGGAAGCUAUUAAUUCUAAUGCUGCGAUGAACAGUUUUAAACCUAAUAAUAGGGUAUCUAUCAUAUCUAAUGAAUCAGCAAAUUUUGUUAACGAAUGUUAUGAAUCAUAUGAAUUUUCCGACAGUGAAAAGACUACCGAAAGCAAUAAGCCCAAACCUCCUCCAAGACCCAAUAUAUUAGCGCAUCCGUCAAGUGAUGAUAAUACUAUAUAUGAGAAUGUUAUUAUAAGUAAACAAAAUAUUCGCCCUAUUCCAGCAGCCAGAACACAUCUUCCCCCAAAAGUACCUAUUCAAGUAAUAGAAAACACAGUAUUGUAUGAAAAUGUUUCGUUGCUUCUAAACAGACGGCAACCAGAACCCCCAAAACGAACAUUUAUUACAUCACACACUGAGUCAGAUGAGGGAAAUAUAUCUCGCAGCAGAACUUCAACCUUAUCAUCAGAUUCAAUGAUAGAUGAAACUAAUUUAGAAGAUAUUUUACUAUCACAAAAAUCUAAAUCGUUUAAACAUGGCAAACAUAUUGAAAUGUAUAGAACUACUGACAAGAGGGACAUAUGCCGUACUGUUUCUAGUUCGACAGUCUCUUCCGAUAUAACCGAAGCUAGUGCAAUAGAAAAUAUUGAUUGUAGUGAUGAAAAUACUAACGAAAAAAGUAUUUAUUUAUCAAUGACUGGUACUUUACCCAAUAAAAAAACGAUAAGACCUGAAAACAAAAAAGUAUUAUUCAGACAUAAAACUUUUACAAACAUCGAAGUCGAUAGAAAUUCUGUGAAGGUGACAGAUUUACCCAAAUGGAAUAAUGAAAUUUUAAAAGAAACCUUAGCUAAUUAUCACAUUAGAGGUACGGGGCACUGUAUUUAUAGUGGCCCUACAGUGUUAGAAUUUAUUGAUGUGUUUAAUAGAGAAACGCUCUACAAAGACGUCCCACCUUUCUCUAAAAUACAGAAUGAUAAGAGAGACAGCUAUUUUGAAACGGCCAUUUGUUUUUGUAAGCCUAGACACCCUAAACAUCACAAUAGCGCUGAGGAUUUACUAGAAAUUUCUCAUCCCCAGGAAGAAGAAAAAGUAUCUAUUGAUUUUGACGCCCUCAGUAAGGUCCGUGAAAUGGAUUCCACGUCGUUUCGGUGUUUUUGUGAUUCGACUAAAUGUAUCUUUCAUACCGAGAAAAGAGAUAUGGGCAAUGUGAUUGUGAAAUUCUCUGCUAUCAAUAAAAGUAUUUCAACACCAGACAUUACUUUAUACGAUUCUCCUUCUUUGACAGUUAAUAACAGUCAUUUAGUAAGAAAUGCUUCAGUGCCAUCAAAUCUGGAAGAGCCGUACGCCGUUAUAAAUAUUGAAGAUAUAAUACUUAAAAAGAAAAUGGAGCAAAAUCAUAAUAACAAUAUUGUAAACAGCCCCGAUUAUGUCUCAAUGUCGCCAUCUACAUUGUCCUCAACGAUCUCUUCUACUACCCCUUAUUCCGUAAAAGACAUAGCAGAAGUGCUAUCUCUAAACUCAACAUCGACAACCGCCGGCCUAUCUUCUGCUUCUGAUAAAGUAUCGCAAAUCAAGUCCAGCUCCUCGGGACACUCUGGUCAUUGGUCCUUGCAAUCUUGCGAGUCCAACGUUACAAUCAAAUCGGACGCUUCCUUCGUGACAUGUUUCGAGGAAUCUUCGGAAGAAGAUUCAGAUUGUACUUUGCAUUCGGGCGACGAAUCCUCCGAUGCCGACACUGUUAAGUCUGAUGUUAGUGUUAGUAAAAGGCCUUGGGUUCACAGUGAUUCUUUCAGAUUUGGCAAUAAAGAUGUUAAAUACGAAAGCAAAAUCGAGGAGGAGGAUGAUGAUGACGUUAAUACAUUGAUAGAGUCGAGUUCAAAAUUUGAGAGUGGUAUAAGUGUCGAUGGUUCUGGGAGUUCUUCGUCCGAGUGCGGGGAGGAUAGGGUGGGUGGGGACGACAGCGGUGUCCCGAGGGCGGAGGACGAUGUGUCGCUUGAUGCUUCGCUUGAGCGGGGUGCGGGGGUGGCGGGUGUUCGCAGCGGGUCGGGGCGGCGGCGUUGGGACGAGACGGAGGGCACGAGCGAAGGCGAUGCGCUGAGCGUCUCCAGCGCCGCCUCCAGCUGUGCGCCUCUACACAUGACGCACCACCACGAAUACAACAAAGUCUCGCCCACCCCUCCCAAGAAGCCGCCACGUAGAAACCUAUCAGUGUCUCCCACACACGCCAACUCUCCAUCGUCUGGUUACAGCUACGAGUUGAGGCCUCACGCUAGGAGUCAAGACGACUUAGAUGAUAUACCGGGUGCCAAACAUUACCUUAAACACGGUCGCUCUGUCGAUCAGUACGUAGAUGGAAAACUAAGCUAUUCAGAAUACGAGGACAACCACAACUCGCCCCGAAUAGCGCCAGUGCCCAAUCCUCGAUCAAGUCUCAAAAACAGGUCUCAACCCGUUGCCAUAACGGCUAUGUACGAAAAUGUCGUUAUAAAAGAGCAGAAUCCCAGACGCAAGUUGAGAAGGAACAAUUUCGCGCCACCAUACGAGAACUACGAGCCUAGAAUGAACGACACCAGACCUAGAAAGUAUUCGAACCAAGAGAGGUCUUCCUUAGAGAGUUUAUUGGACGACCAGUCGAUGAACAGUCCGAGCGACUGUGAACGGUAUUACGAUGGACCGAGGGCGGAUAUUCCCUUGUCGCCGACGCAUUAUGAGCAGCCCCCCACUCCUGACCACCCCCCUCCAUCAGCGAAGCAGGCUGAGAACAGCAUCCACGAGAGGAUAAGGCCGCUGAGUCAGCUUAUAAUGGAGGUUGUUGAAGAGAUAAGAAUUAGGAAAAAAUCACAGGGUGAUACAAUAAAGAGCUGAUGAUGUAAAUAAUUAUUAACGGAUUUUUAAAACGUUAGCGUUAUAUAUUAUUUCGUAUCAUAUUUUAACCUAGUCUUUAGAAUUAGCCGUUAAGUCUUGUGCUAAAAGGUGCUUAUACUUUUAAAAGAGUUAAAUAUAUACCCUCGUUGUCACUUGAAAUUUAUUCUUGAUAUGAUAAGUAUUCCUUAGGUGCUAUUAAUUUAUAGGUACUCUUAUUAAUAAACGAUUUAAGUAGCGUUAAUUAUUUGUACAACGUUUUGUCAAAUUCAUUCCAAUGUAUUUUUUAAUUCGAGAUAUAAAGGCAAAAUGCUGUUUUUUUUCAACGCUUUAUACAUUGUUUAUUAAUAGAGAUACGUUUAAAAAUAUAUUCUUAAGUACCUACUAACAGUAAACCUCUAAAGAAGUGCCUUUUUUUAAGUUUUUAUCUGAUUAGGUAUACAUAAGGCGAUGUAAUUUUUACUACAAUAUUUAGGUAUUCGGUAAUCAAUUUGUUUUAAUUACAACAGUAUUAUAAACUCACAUGAAAUAGGAAGCAUUAAAACUGCGCUCAACAAUAUUUUUUGUACAAAGAAGCAUUUACGAAAUUUUAAAAUGUGAUAAGAUAACGAAUUCAUAACUAUUUUUUUGCAAGUUAGCAAUUCUAGUAUUUGUGAAUAUAAUUGUAGGUUUUACCAGCAUGACAGUAUAAGAAUAAAUAAAAAAAACUAGAUUGGUAUAGUUGAAAGUAUAUAAUGAAGCAUUAUGUAGUUUUAUUUAGACUGAAAAUUUGUUCCAAAAAUUCAUUGGUUUUUAUCAUUUUGUGUUAUGUUAAGUGGUGAUGACAUUAUUUUUUAAGAUUCUGUCGUAUUUUUUAUAUUUUAUUUCCACUGUAAUAAACUACUUAUGUCGAUUGUUCCUUGUUUUAUUUGAUUUAAUUAUAUUUUUUGCUUAAUUAUGCUUUGCUAUUGAUGUUAUUUUAUUUUUGUGACACUUGAAAUGGUGACAAUCAAAAUAAUGCAGUGUAUAGCCGCAAGCAACAUAAUACUAUUUAAACAUUUCUGCAAUUUUUGCGGGGGGAGUAUGAACACAAAUGCAGUUUAACGUGCAUGCGUAAAAACAAAUCUGUAAUUACGUCACUCACACAUAGACAAUGACAUAAUCCUCCAAAUCCUGUGCACAUGUAUCGUUUGUAUGCCCAAUUCGGCAGAGGCGAAGGCUGUGUAUGCUCCUGGCCGUGUCGGCGGUGUUGCUCUAUGGUUGGCUGCCAUCUUUCCCGAGCGGAAGUCACAGUCAUAGAAUGUCCCAAAACUUGUGGCCACAUAGAGGGACCAAAAUUUUAAAUAUUAAACUUUAAAAAUCAUGAUCUUCUUUUUAUUUUAGAUGUUAUGUUACCAAGAAAAAAUAAAUUAUGAUUGAUACUUUUGAUCGGUACAGUAAAAUUACCGGUAGUUAUUUGUCACAUUUAGCAGGUUCUACUCUCGGUUCAGACAGGCGAUUUUUUUAAUACUUAAAUUUAAGUUCGUUUUUAUUUUUAAAAUUAAAUUGAAGUCUUCCCUCACUAAAACUUGCUAUCUUGUAUUUAAGGUAUUUUUCUACCCUCCAUGUGGCUUAGUUUUGGGUCUUUCUGUAUAAUUUAUUCAUAAAUCUAAACAAGGACAUUAUCACAACACAACCAAAUCUUGCACACUUCUUUACAUACAUAAGCCCAAAUGGGCAUACACUUUGACAGAGGGGAAAGCUGGGUAUGGUAGGUUACUUUCCUGGCAGCAUUCGUGUAACUGUGGUUGUGAAUAUUAAAAAUCAUAACAUUUCCUUCUGCUUUUACACCACUUAGAUGCUUAAAUGACACCUUUUCACAAGUGCCUUAUUUAUUUAACAAUAGCGCCGGCUUAUGACUUUGCCCGCGAUAACUUUUUUUUUCGAGAAACCCACAGGAACCUCACAUUUUUCCGGGAUAAAAAGUAUCCUUUGUCUUAAUUCAGGUCAGAAACUAUAUGCGUACCUACCAAAUUUCAUCUCAAUCCGUUUAGUAGUUUUUGCGUGAUUGAGUGACCAACAUAAAAACAUAUCGCAGGCAUUUCAGUUGGCUAUUCGUAUUUCUUAAUAAUGAUCUUUACUAGGUCAGCAAAUCAACUCAAAAUCAACAGUAUAAUGAUAUAAUAAGCUUUUUAAUUAAUAUACUUUUUAAAUCAUCGAAAU